Moneuplotes crassus is the source of this 1022-nucleotide messenger RNA. NCBI's taxonomy places the organism in Eukaryota, Ciliophora, Spirotrichea, Euplotida, Euplotidae. The record is from the annotation of a GenBank genome assembly.
AUUAUAACCUCUCUGAAGAUGAAACCCAAAUGAAUUAUGAAGCCAAAGAAGUGUUUGAAUCUCUUAAAGACUGUCUUUCCACUUCCAAAAACUACAUCCUUGACCAACCUGGAUUAGUAACUUCUGAAUUAUCUGAAGAGGCUCUUAUUGCUUCUUCAGUCCUAAAAGCUGCUGAAGCAUUCGAUGAUCAAGUGAGCAAAAUUGAAGCCCCAAGCCAUAGCAUUCCUGAAAAAGAGUUUACCGAGCCUGAACAGAAAUCUCAGCCUCAAGUUGCUGAAGGCGAUAAGCCCAAGGCUGAGUCAAUUCCUGACUCCAAAGAUGCAGAUAAGAAAGAAUCUAAGACUGCUCCAAAAGCCUCUUCUAAACCCCAGAAGCCUUUGAAAGGAAUCAAGGAAAUUCACAACAAGAUACUUACUAAUGAAGAGAAUAUCAACAGAAAUUCAAGGUCAGUUUUCAUCAGAAAUAUUGACCAGAAAGUGACAGCAGCGCAGUUAAGAGAACACCUAGAAGAACAAACCGAAGGACUCAAAGAUCUCACUCUGAGGUUCUAUGCAAGAACUAGUAGAUCCAAAGGCCAAGCUUAUGCUGAGUACGAAAGUGAAGAAAGCGCAUUAAAAGCCAUUGAAAAACUUGACAACUCCACUUUCCAUUUCAUGAAGUUGAGUGUUGAAAAGAAGAGGUUGAAUUUACCCAAGGACAAGUUCAAGAUGAAAAAGAGAGACUUCAAGCAUUCGAACAAGUUUGUCCCAGUACCUCAACACCCAAUGAUGCCUAUGCCCCAGUUUGGGAUGCCUAUGCCUCAGUUUGGGUUCGGGGUGCCUCUUCCUUUCCCACCCAUGAACCAGCCAAACCCUCAAAUGUGGAGGAGCAACCCGAGAUAUCUCCAAAGUCGCGAGAGGAGGAUUAAGGAGCAGUACAAAAGACUCAACGAGGAAAUCAUUCCUAAACAGAACAGGGAACUCAAGAAAAGAAUAGAAAAGCCGAACAAAAGAAACAAAGGAAGGCAAGAUAUCAAUAAAUAA